This is a messenger RNA of Alternaria alternata, 724 nucleotides long. RefSeq lists its product as hypothetical. The record is from RefSeq and is a predicted model, not a curated record. The coding region runs from base 164 to 619 and encodes 151 amino acids. The transcript is spliced from 2 exons. Lineage: Eukaryota; Fungi; Ascomycota; Dothideomycetes; Pleosporales; Pleosporaceae.
UGAACUUGCCACAACAGAAGUAAUCUGCGCGAGAGCCAGGCGCCGAGGUGCUCAUGGAGGUGGCGACCGGAGCUAUGGGGCCGACCACUGGCGCAUGGCUAAAAUUGCGACACGGCUUAUUCAUCCCGCCAGUGACUAGCUGCCCAGCAAUUCCGCUGGAACGAUGACAUUGCGAUGCCCAGUCAAUAACGCAAAGAGCCCAGAACGUUUGCUUCCACCUACUGUUCCAAGUCCGAAUCGCCAUCGUCGUUCUAAAUCUCUAUUGCAGGAGGGAUGGUCAGUUUCAGAACCGGAAAAUUACAACUCUUGUCACCGCGUUCCGCAUCUGUGUACUCUUCUACAAAAUCUGCAGCUCGAACACAAUGAGCGUUUAUGGAUUUACGCAUAUGCACGCCCGCUCAGCUGGAGAUGGUCGGAAUUUUGGCCAGCGCUGAACGAACCCACGGAACUCUACUCGUCGAUGAUUACUUAUGACCAAAGGUCUAAACCGAACAUGACGCAGGCUGCAAUAUACUGCAUGGUCUCUCAUCUCCAAAGUUCAGGAUACUCUUCCCAACUAUUCCAUCCAAGCCCCGAAACUAUCGAACGUGGAGGUGUGACGGCGGUAUUGUGGCAAUAAUGUUGCGUGUCUCUCCUGACAAGAUGCAUCGUACAGCGCAUGUCAUAAUCGUCCGUCUCACGUAUCCUGAUAACUGCGUCUCAAGACCCCGCACUACGUUGUGAA